Messenger RNA from Fusarium odoratissimum NRRL 54006, 1656 nucleotides. RefSeq lists its product as uncharacterized. Gene Ontology annotation, biological process: transmembrane transport; carbohydrate transport. The record is from RefSeq and is a predicted model, not a curated record. Lineage: Eukaryota; Fungi; Ascomycota; Sordariomycetes; Hypocreales; Nectriaceae. Gene Ontology annotation, cellular component: membrane. The transcript is spliced from 2 exons. The coding region runs from base 1 to 1656 and encodes 551 amino acids. Gene Ontology annotation, molecular function: carbohydrate:proton symporter activity.
AUGUCUGCUGAGAGCCCUUCUCCUAGUGGAUAUCCUCCCAAGGAUUACCCACAAGUCGAGAACAUUGAAGAUCCCUCUGCCUCAUCAAACAAUGCUCCCAUCGUUUUUCUAGACGAGGAGAUCUCAUAUGGAAAAGGUGGCAUUCGCGGUGUCGUUCAAUCGCCCUACAUCUUCGGCGCUGCCUUCUUAGCAUCCAUGGGAGGCUUCUCCUUCGGUUACGACCAAGGAGUCAUCUCCAUCGUCAACGUGAUGAGCCAGUUUCAUGAGGCAUUCCCUCGCACUGAGACUGCGUUUGGCAAAGGCUUCAUGACUGGCAUGCUAGAGCUCGGGGCUUUCAUCGGAUGCCUCUUCAUGCCUACGCUCGCCGACAAAAUCUCACGCAAAAAGGCUCUUUCAAUCGUUGUUGUCAUCUUCAACAUUGGCGCUAUCAUGCAGACUGCAGCUAACUCCUACGGCCUUCUGGUGGCUGGAAGAACUAUAGGCGGUAUUGGCGUUGGGACGCUUGCAAUGGGUGCACCAAUCUACAUCUCAGAAAUCGCACCGCCCAACCUGAGAGGAACGCUGCUUGUCCUCGAGUCUGUCUCAUGUGUUCUAGGCGUGGUCGUAUCUUUCUGGAUCACCUAUGCUACCCGCCAUCUUCCCGGCGACCUCUCUUUCCGACUCCCGUUUGGUCUUCAGAUGGUCUGCAGCACUAUUCUCGGUAUCGGCAUCCACUUCUUUCCCUACUCACCACGAUGGCUUGCCCUUGUUGACCGAUCAGACGAUGCGCUGCAGAGCUUAGAAAAGCUACGUCGACUCCCCAGAACCGACCCUCGCGUUGAGAAAGAACAUAUCGGUAUCCUCAACGAAGUGGCACUGCAGAAGAUCAUGCAAGAGAAGCGACACCCAGGCGUCAGCGGCCUCAAGCUUGAGAUUCUUGGCUGGAAGGAUCUUUUCCAGAAGAAGUCCUGGCAUCGAACUUCCAUCGCCGUUGGAGUGGCCUUCUUCCAGCAGCUUUCAGGCAUCAACGCAUUCAUCUACUAUGCCCCUACACUCUUUCAGUCCUUGGGUCAAUCCUCUGAAAUGUCUCUGAUCAUGUCUGGUGUCUUCAAUAUGUUACAACUUGUUGCAGUGACGGUUUGCUUUUUCAUCAUCGACAAAGUUGGACGACGGCCACUAGCGAUCUGGGGCGGCAUUGGAGGUGGCACAGCAUGGGGCAUCAUGGCAGUUUUAGUGGGUGUAUUCAAUGACAAGUGGAGUUCCAAUCCGUCUGCAGGCUGGGCUGCCGUGGCAAUGGCCUUUUGCUUCAUCCUCAUCUACGGAGUCUCCUAUGCUCCAUUGGGCUGGGCUCUUCCCGCCGAAGUCUUUCCCAACGCCUCUAGGUCCAAGGGAGUAGCACUUGCUACAGCCACAGUCUGGCUCUUCAAUUUCAUUGUGGGCGUCGCAACACCGCCGAUGAUUGAGAGUAUCGGUUUCGGCGUUUAUAUCUUCUUCGGGUCUUGGUGUUUCCUCGCGGCUGUUUGGGCGUUCUUCCUGGUCCCAGAGACUAAGGGGAAGACGUUGGAGCAGAUGGACGAGAUCUUCGGUGACCAUGCAGGUCAGGAGGAGUUGGAAAUUAUGCAAUCUAGGAUGGGUAUCGCCGACUAUGGGCUGAAGAAGGAUGUGGUGCAGGUCUGA